UCUCGAACAACGCCAGUCAUUCCUAAUCCCACUGCAAAGCGCAUAGAAAGUUGUAAUCUGAAUAUGAUGGGUAACACAACUUCAGCACCCGUUGCUGGACAGAAGCGCAAACGACCAAACUUCCUGUCAAUGGAUCAGACGCUUGUCGAGAUCACCAUCGGAGAUGAAUCUUUCAUGCUUCACAAAGGACUGUUGUGUUCUCAUUCAAAGUACUUCCGGACCGCCUUUGAAGGCGAUUUCCGAGACGUGGAGGACAAGGCCGUUCAACUGCCAGGUGUCACCGACUCUACCCUCAAGCUCUUUCAGUUUUGGUUGUAUGGCCAAGCUACGAGAGAGGUUCCAGAACGCGUGAUCAAGAAGGCCAGAAGAAAUGGCUUGCCAGGUCAACGUGCACAGGAAAAGGCAGCCGACGUUGGCGACGAUGUAUUAAGAGAUGAGGAAAGUGAAAGUGAAGAUCUUCAACUUGACUUACUUUUCAAUCCUAAACAAACGCCUGUUUGGUUGGAUGUUGAAGAAUUCCAUUUCAAAUCAGAUCAUUCAUAUCUCCAAACAUUCGCCAGUCUCUACGCCUUCGCCGAGGUCUACGACACGCCGCAACUCCGCGAAGAUGUCAUGACACUUCUGGUUGAACUGCACAAUCUCAAUCAAGGCAAAGAAAAGUCAGACAUGCGCAGGACACUUCAAGAACUCUACGAUUCCGUCGCUGCAAGCUCGCCUCUCUGCAAGUAUCUCGUCAAGCGAACAGCAGUGUACGGCGACUUCCGAAGAAUCAAGCGGUCAACUCUUGAGGAGCUUCCUAAAGAGUUCCUCGUCGACAUGCUUCUGGCUACUACACCACUGAAACGCGUCAACCGUGCCAAGCUAAAAGAAGAGACUCGUGAUAGCUGUAACUUCCACGACCACAGUAAUAAUGAGGAGAUCAUGAGCUGUAAAAGGAGGCAAUCGCGUGAUGGGGCGUUCUACGUCAGCUUUCUGAGAGCUUGUAUGAGCGAGGUGUAUGCGCAGGAAGAAGACGUAGCGCAGCUGCAGACGCCAUCGAGCACGCCCAACAUUCCAGUCCGAGAUGCGUGCAAGAGAAAAGAGAGUGACGCAGCGUUACGGAUCGUUGAGGAUGAUAGCGAUACUUCGAUUACCUUGUAUGAAGUUUAGCUUGAAAGGGACCCGCCUGCAGUUUUGGCUUCCAAGUAUCAACCCAAGCACAUCCGGUUUCCAGACAACUCGUUACUCAUCGGUGCGGU
This is a messenger RNA of Dothidotthia symphoricarpi CBS 119687, 1238 nucleotides long. RefSeq lists its product as uncharacterized. NCBI's taxonomy places the organism in Eukaryota, Fungi, Ascomycota, Dothideomycetes, Pleosporales, Dothidotthiaceae. The coding region runs from base 64 to 1149 and encodes 361 amino acids. The transcript is spliced from 3 exons. The record is from RefSeq and is a predicted model, not a curated record. Gene Ontology annotation, molecular function: protein binding.